This is a messenger RNA of Zonotrichia albicollis (white-throated sparrow), 2114 nucleotides long. Lineage: Eukaryota; Metazoa; Chordata; Aves; Passeriformes; Passerellidae. The record is from RefSeq and is a predicted model, not a curated record.
UUGUAGCAAGUCUAAUCAUCCUACAUUUGUCUGGGGCAACCAAAAAAGGAACAGAAAAGCAAAGUGUUUCCGAAGGACAGAGACCAGUGCAGUGUGGAACUUGGACAAAAUAUGCAGAAGGAGGCAUCUUCACCUCUCCAAAUUACCCCAACAAAUAUCCUCCAGACAGAGAGUGUGUCUACAUUAUAGAAGCUGCUCCUAGACAAUGCAUUGAACUACACUUUGAUGAAAAAUAUUCCAUAGAGCCUUCUUGGGAGUGUAAAUUUGACCACAUAGAAGUACGAGAUGGACCUUUUGGCUUUUCCCCAAUCCUUGGACGUUUCUGUGGACAGCAAAAUCCACCUAUGAUAAAAUCCAGUGGCAGAUUCCUGUGGAUUAAAUUUUUUGCUGAUGCUGAACUGGAAUCUAUUGGGUUUUCUGCUCGGUAUAAUUUUACACCUGAUCCAGACUUUAAGGACCUUGGCGUUUUGAAGCCAUUGCCAGUUUGUGAGUUUGAGAUGGGAGGACCUGAAGGAAUUGUGGAAUCUGUACAAAUUGUUAAAGAAGGAAAAGCUUCUGAAACUGAAGCAGUAGACUGUAAAUGGUACAUCCGAGCACCACCCCGAUCCAAGAUCUAUUUGAGAUUUUUGGACUACGAGAUGCAGAAUUCCAACGAAUGCAAAAGGAAUUUUGUAGCAGUGUAUGACGGAAGCAGCUCGGUGGAGGAUUUGAAGGCAAAGUUUUGCAGCACAGUUGCCAAUGAUGUGAUGCUGAGGACAGGCCUGGGUGUAAUCCGCAUGUGGGCAGAUGAAGGCAGUCGAAACAGCCGAUUCCAGAUGCUCUUCACAUCUUUCCAAGAACCCCCUUGUGAAGCCAACACAUUCUUUUGCCACAGUAAUAUGUGUAUAAAUAAUACACUGGUCUGCAAUGGACUCCAGAACUGUGUGUAUCCCUGGGAUGAAAACCACUGCAAAGAAAAAAGAAAAGCAAACCUAUUGGACCAACUUACCAAUACCAGUGGGACUAUAAUUGGGGUGACGUCUUGCAUUGUGAUCAUCCUCAUUGUUAUCUCUAUUAUAGUACAGAUCAAGCAGCCUCGUAAAAAAUUUGUCCAAAGGAAAGCAGACUUUGAUCAAACAGUGUUCCAGGAGGUGUUUGAGCCUCCUCAUUAUGAGUUAUGCACCCUUAGAGGGACAGGGACUACAGCUGACCUUGCUGACGUUGCAGAUGACUUUGAAAAUUAUCAUAAACUGCGGAGAUCCUCUUCAAAAUGCAUUCAUGACCAUCACUGUGGAUCACAAGUGUCUAGUCUUAAGGGCAGCCGUAGUAACCUCAGCACAAGAGAUCCUUCUGUCUUGACAGAAAUACAACCCCAGCCUGUAAAACCACUUGUUCAGCCCAUGAACAGGAGAAACAUCCUUGUCAUGAAGCAUAGCUACUCACAAGAUGCUGCUGAUGCGUGCGAGAUAGACGAAAUUGAAGAGGUGCCAACCACAAGUCACAGGCUGUCCAGACAUGACAAAGCUGUUCAGCGGUUCUGCCUCAUUGGGUCUCUAAGCAAACAUGAGUCUGAGUACAACACAACUAGGGUCUAAGAGAAAAGCCUGAGACUGCUUGAGAAUAGUGCGCUCCUGGGUGAUUUUGAACAUGCUACAGUGAAAUGUGAAACUAUCGUCCUUGGAAACACCAGCUAGAGGUUUUAUGGACUCUGACCAGCUAUUCUCUUAUCAUGAAAAAAUUCAGCAGUGUUGAGUAAAAUUACUAGAAGGCAAUAAGACUUUGGUUAUUAUGCUUAUCAGUCAUUUAUCUUUUUGUUUUUCUCUCUUCUUUUUGUUGCAAGUAAAAUUCCCAAUUUCAGGAACAAUUUAUUGAAAUCAGGUAUUUAGCCAUUCAUAAUCACUUCAAUAGAAACGUUUGUUGGAUAAGCAUCUAGCAAUAUGACUGAAUUUGACAUUGAGAAAUUAAUCUGCAUGUAUGUUACUGAAUAUUUGAGUUGGCAAAAAUCCCUUUAUUAGAUACAUUGUAAAAAGCAUGCAUUCACAGUUAUUGCUGUUACUGUUCCAUUUCUGUGUCAUAUGCUUGCUACUUGUAACUUUUAUAUAAAAAUACAUAAAAUAAUGUGUAAUAAUUUCGUA